AUGGAUUGGUUCUCUUGGCUCUCUAAAACCGACCUUGACCCGACCCUAAGCUACGAGUACGGGCUCAUCUUUGCCCAGAAGAAGCUCCGGAGUGAAGACAUCGCUCUUUUCAACCACAAAUUUCUCCGGAGACUUGGCAUUACUGUAGCCAAACACCGUCUAGAGAUUCUCAAGCUUUCAGAGAGAGAAACAAAAGCACUAGGCUGCUAUCACCGUCGUCCAGCUACGGCCAAACUUAUCUCUACCGUCAUAAGGGCGACCAAAAGUUUCGGCAAUCACUUCAACAAGUGGCUCUUCCUCGGAGGAACCGCCGUAGUUGAACCAUUGAAGGAGAAGCAAUCACCGCCGCCACCAGUCUGCCGUGGCGGAGCCUUUGUGAUUGGAAAUAAUAAAGUCAACGCCGAAAACGCUGAGGUAAAAGUGGAGAGGUUACCUGUGAUCAAGAAGAAGAGGAUUGCGAAAUCUGGACCGUUGGAUCUGAAACACGGAAUGCAAGAGAAAAUGACGUUUAAAGGCAACCGGAGCAUGAACCUAUCUGGACCGUUGGAUCGAAGCGUCCAAGAAAGACUCGUAUUAGCUUACAGAAGCCCUGUUGUGUCGGGACAGUUGGAUGGAAACUUAAACGAACGGCUGAGAUUAUCAGGGCCGUUGAAAGGAAGACCACCAAGCCCAAGUGUGUAUGUGGAGUACAAUAAAAGAGACGAUGAUGACACACGUUGGGCUGCUCUGUUUCAAAACUUGAAGCCAACAUAG
Microthlaspi erraticum is the source of this 753-nucleotide messenger RNA. The record is from the annotation of a GenBank genome assembly. NCBI's taxonomy places the organism in Eukaryota, Viridiplantae, Streptophyta, Magnoliopsida, Brassicales, Brassicaceae.